AUGCCAUACGAUACAAACCCAGAAGACACCAGGGCUCCCGUGUCAAGGCCCACUCUGUGUCGGCACGAGUCGAUGCAAAAGUAUAUGCUUCUCUCCGCCCAGAAGGAAGCCCUCCAACGCCGCAUAGCCAUGGAGAUUCCCUUUAGCGCACCCAUGGCGCCCAGCUCUCCCGAAUUCCAGUCCCUCUCAUCAUCACCCACGUCUCCAAAGUCGUCCUCGCCGUAUCCAUCGGCGAGCGACCCAAUCCCCGUCAGCUCCAGGACCAGCGGGACCCCGCGCAACAGCAUGGACGAUAUGCACACGGAAGAGUCGCACAAGCUUGCCGAGAUCAACCAGCAAAUCGUCGCUACGCUUACCGAGCUCAUGAACACGGAUUGCAUUCGCAACGACGAAAAGCAGCGUGCCUGGAUCCAGGAGCGCCUCAUGGAGGCUGAACACCAAAUACGCCGCGAGCGCCGCCGCCAUUCGUCUAAUGCGAGCAGUGACUUUGCGUCGGCCAUUGCGCAGCACCUCGAGCUUGGACUCCACACAUCCAAGACGUGGGCCUAG
Exserohilum turcica Et28A is the source of this 549-nucleotide messenger RNA. RefSeq lists its product as uncharacterized. The transcript has 2 exons. Bases 1 to 549 code for a protein of 182 amino acids. Lineage: Eukaryota; Fungi; Ascomycota; Dothideomycetes; Pleosporales; Pleosporaceae. The record is from RefSeq and is a predicted model, not a curated record.